Molecule: messenger RNA, 2277 nt
Organism: Anisakis simplex (herring worm)
Lineage: Eukaryota; Metazoa; Nematoda; Chromadorea; Rhabditida; Anisakidae
Source: the annotation of a GenBank genome assembly
AUGGCUUCUGUUAAUGCGAACAAUGCCACCGUGAACAAUGUACCGCCGCCAUCUCAAACAACGCAGAAAGAUGAUAAAUCGAAUGGUCCUGUGAAUAAUAACAAUAAUAUCAGUGAAAGUAAUCAGAAGAUGAACAGUAAUCAGCAGCAGUCAUCUGGUGGAAAUGUUACCGAAAAGAAAGAAGGUGCAGCCACUCGCCAACACUCUCAAGCGGCAACAGUUAGUUUCAAGAAGCAAGAUACGACGAGUAUGAAGGCAACAGCAGCAGCGAAUGGACCGGUGGAUAGCAAUAGCACUAGCAAUAAGCGACGAGAUCAAGUGUCAUUCAAACGCAAUCAGAUUCAGUUCAGUCGUAACGCGCCCGUGGUGAUGAUGAGCAAUGCGAAUGGAAUCAAUCCACCGAAUGCUCCAAAUGCUUCGUCGCAUCAACGUAGCAGUGAAUCGUUGUCAACGACAAAGAAUAGAAGACGUACAAGUGGUCGAGAGCAGUAUCGUCGGAAUACGACGAGUAGUUCGGUGGUGAAUAAGAAAGGUGGUUCGGGUGGUGGGGAUAGGAGCAGUGAUAACAAACCGAGAUCAAGCUCGUCGAAUCAAGCGUUCGAUAAGGUAGUUGGAGCAGCCGGGGAUCGUGCAUCGUCGAAUGGAGCAUCAUCGAACAGGCGUAAUGCAUUAUUUUUAGCAAGGAACAAGCGUCGUAGUACAAAGGCUUCAACCACCUCGAUGACAUCCGAAGGAUAUGAAUAUGAUGACGAUUUUGAAUUGGACGAGCCGUUCAGUGAUUCGGACGACGAGCCACCGAGAGGUGUGAAGAAGUUGUCGUUGCCGAUUCCGCGUGGACGUAUUCGUACGCUGUCGGGAACGGUACCGGUGACUGGCUACAGUCCGAAAUGGGGUGGACCAACGAUGUGCUUGAGUUGUUUGCAUUUCUUCGAUUUACCCGACCAAAUUCCACUUUUCGCUGAACAUUUGCUCAGCGAACAUCACAUCGUUGUUGUUGAGAUGGACUUGAUCGUUGAUCCGAAACGGUACGUAGAGUAUUGGAGACAGCGUUUCGCAAAGGAGAGUGUCGAGAAGAUAUUUCCAAAGGUGGUGCCCGAGGAAGGGUCACCAUUCUUUGGCAAGACGGAUUACUAUUAUGAGCUGAGUGAAACGCUUCCAGAGGAUUACUCGCUAAGACAGAGGCUUGCGAUGAGACGUCUGGAAGAGGCUCUGUCAUGUCAACAACGUGAACGUGACGAUGCGAAUUUCUCACUGCAGUGCAUCUUCUGUCGUUACACGGCACGUGGCAAUCGUUCGAAGAUCAUUCACCACUUGUAUAUGAUACAUCACUUGAAUUUAGGAUCACCGGAUAAUCUUGGUUCGUUGNUAGAAUGGGCAGUGAUGCAGUUGAAUUUCAGUGUUUGUACAAGAAUACAUCGAACAUCUGAAGGAGAAACUCGGAAGAGAAGUUUCAGAAACGAGUGUAUUUACUGCGAGAAGACAUUCAGCGACCGCAUCACACUGAUGGAUCACAUGCGUAAACGAAACCAUCGUGAGGUGAACCCGAAGAACAAUUAUUAUGACAAGUUUUAUAUCAUCAACUAUUUGGAACUGGGAAAACGAUGGUUGGACGUGCUGGCUGAGGACUUCGAGGAUACAAUGCCGACAUUUGUCGAUUCUGAUGAGGAGGAGGAAGAGGAUUCGUGGCAUGAAUGGCAAGAGGAUAAUCUGGAUGAAGAGCAGACACGUGUGGUGUGUCUGUUCUGCGAGGAGAGCAAUGAUCAUGCCGCACCGUUGAUUGAACAUAUCAAGGAGAAGCACAAUUUCGAUAUAAUGGGCGAGAUUGAAAAGGAGAAAAUGAACACGUACGAACGCAUGAAGAUGAUCAAUUUCAUUCGUAAACAAAAUUACAAUGCGAAUUGUUUCGUGUGCGGCAAAACGGAUUUUGGUUCAUUGCAAGAGCUGAGGAAACAUCAGUCGGAUCGUGAACAUAUGGCAAAGGGAUUGCCCGAAAGGGCGAUUUGGGACACGGAGGAGAAUUUGGUGCCAAUCUUCGGAAACGAUCAUUUGUUGUGGAUGUUGGAAUCGUUGUUGGAAGCGGGUGAGUUCGACGAAAAUGAAGAGGAGGAGAAAGGAACUGAAGAUAAAACAUCGACAUCGAAAUCGGUGGACGAGUUGAAGAAGGAACUGCAGAAGGAGAGUGAAGAGAACACAGUGCAAGGGGUGAUCGCUGAGGAUUUGCCAGAGUUGUGCGGAAGUGCUCUGGCAGAUAUGGAACUGUACGAUUCGUUGAAGUAG